Betta splendens (Siamese fighting fish) is the source of this 1233-nucleotide messenger RNA. It is a transcript of the gene trpm1b, whose product is annotated as transient receptor potential cation channel, subfamily M, member 1b. Gene Ontology annotation, biological process: calcium ion transport into cytosol. Gene Ontology annotation, molecular function: calcium channel activity. Bases 1 to 1188 code for a protein of 395 amino acids. The record is from RefSeq and is a predicted model, not a curated record. Lineage: Eukaryota; Metazoa; Chordata; Actinopteri; Anabantiformes; Osphronemidae. The transcript has 8 exons.
AUGGACCCUAAGGGCCAAAGCGGCGCCUCCAAACGGCCCUCGCUCAAACGCAGCGCGUCUGGCUCCCAGAAGGCACAAAGAGCAUGGAUUGAGAGAACGUUUCUUAAAAGAGAAUGUAUUCACUUAUUUCCCAGCAAGGACCCAACCAGAUGUGCCUGUGGUCAGCUGACAACACAGCAUGUGGCCAUCCCUCCUGGUGCCAACUCUGUAGAGGAAACGCACCAGCUGGUGCAGAUUGACACCCCGAAGGAUAAAUGGACUGUAGUCAAGCACACCAGGACGUACCCAACAGACGCGUUCGGCAUAAUUGAGUUCCAGGGUGGAGGAUUCAUCAACAAGACCAUGUAUAUCCGAGUCUCUUAUGACACAAAGCCUGACAACCUGCUGCAUUUGAUGGUGAAGGACUGGCAGCUGGAGCUCCCCACCUUGCUCAUCUCUGUGCACGGAGGCCUCCAGAACUUCGACCUCCAGCCCAAACUCAAGCAGGUGUUUGGGAAAGGCCUGAUCAAGGCUGCCGUCACCACCGGGGCGUGGAUCUUCACGGGCGGCGUUAACACGGGUGUGAUUCGUCACGUUGGAGAUGCCUUAAAAGACCAUUCCUCCAAGUCACGAGGGAAGGUCUGUGCAAUAGGAAUUGCACCAUGGGGGAUUCUGGAAAACAAAGAGGACCUUAUUGGAAAAGACGUAACUAGACCCUACCAGACAAUGGCAAACCCACUGAGCAAGCUAGCUGUACUCAACAGCAGUCAUUCCCACUUCAUCCUGACCGACAACGGCACUUGCGGGAAGUACGGCUCCGAGGUCAAACUCCGGCGACUACUGGAAAAGCACAUCUCCCUGCAGAAGAUCAACACGCGUCUGGGCCAGGGGGUCCCUCUGGUGUGCCUGAUAGUGGAAGGAGGUCCCAAUGUCAUCUCCAUUGCCCUGGAGAGUCUCAGAGACGAGCCUCCAAUUCCUGUGGUGGUGUGUGAUGGCAGCGGCCGCGCUUCGGACAUUAUUUCCUUCGCACACAAGUUUUCGGAGGAUGGAGGCCUGGUUAGCGAUGACGUCCGAGACCAACUGUUGGUGACCAUACAGAAGACUUUCAAUUAUAGUAAAAGCCAAUCACAGCAGAUCCUGUUCAUGAUCAUGGAGUGUAUGAAGAAAAGAGAACUGGUGAGUAAAAAUCCUUAUAAAAGCAAUAAAUAAAGUGAUAAUAUCUUGUAUAAAUCAAUAAAUAUGAGUUGCAAGACA